Messenger RNA from Mercurialis annua (annual mercury), 1099 nucleotides. RefSeq lists its product as uncharacterized. The transcript is spliced from 2 exons. NCBI's taxonomy places the organism in Eukaryota, Viridiplantae, Streptophyta, Magnoliopsida, Malpighiales, Euphorbiaceae. Gene Ontology annotation, cellular component: chloroplast thylakoid membrane. The record is from RefSeq and is a predicted model, not a curated record. Bases 100 to 822 code for a protein of 240 amino acids.
UACAUGUCAUCCACUUCCCCUGCCACAAAAACACACAGCUCAAAAAUCUGUAAUAUGGGAUUUGGUUAAUCCUUCAAAAAAAAACUGAACAACAAAAAGAUGGCAAUUUCUCUCAAUUCAGUUGUUGGGUUCAACUCUAAGUUUCCAGCGAAAUAUCAUCAUGUCUCUACAUCUUCAAUUAGAGCUUCAUCGCCAAAGUCUACUAAAUUCGCAUUCUUCUCGGGAACGGUUGGUUCGAGAGUACAUAUAAUGAAAGGAAGCAGGGGAUUGUGUCUUUCAGUGGCCAAUAGUGAUCGUCUUGCCACAGAUAUCACGGAUAAAGGUUCUGAUAGCACUGAAGGUUCGAUUUCUGAUAAUCAGAUUCCUGUUGUGGAUUCUCCUGAAGAAACGAGCCAGUUCCAAACUAGUGUUGCUAAUGAGAAUGGUUCUACGGUGUCGUCAGAUGCCAAGCUUAAGAAAAAACCCGACUCACAAUCUACAUCAAAAAGAUCAUCUUUAACAGCAAGAGAGAGGCUAAAAGCUGCUCGGGUUCGUAGCCGAUACACAGAACCGAAGGCAUCAAAAUUGGACAAGGGCAGAACAGUACUGGAUGCCUUAAAGGAAGGUGACAAGGGUAAGAUGAGAUCUGGCCUUCCAGAAGCCCCGUCAAACAUGCUCGAUGAUAGUGAUCGAGGGUUACCAAAGGCGGGAUUGACGUUUGACUUUCCGGGGGGUUCUGAUCUCUUUGUCAUAGCCAUCUCGUUUGUUCUCAUCAGCACAAUUAUGUUCACAACAACUUUCAUUGUCUGGAAAGUUGGCGCGAUCCAUUUUAAUGAGUUCUAAGCUGGAAGUCAUUGCGGUUCUGCAUUUUUGGACGAGCUAACUUCUCGACACACCCAUGAAAAUUCGGAGACAAUCUAAACGUCAGGUACAUUGCGGUUUACAGUUUUUUUUAGAGAAGAUAAAAAACCACAUAUGCCCAAUGUUUGAUCUUCUAUAUAUAUGGCCUGAUUUCUUUGUUUAAUUUGUGGGUGAUUAUGGAGCUUAAUCCAUGUCAUAUACCAUCAUUUUGUGUAUAUAAUGCAGUUUAACACAUAAUGCAACUUUUUUUGUUAUAUAA